Perkinsus marinus ATCC 50983 is the source of this 1149-nucleotide messenger RNA. Its product is annotated as plasmepsin 4, putative. Gene Ontology annotation, biological process: proteolysis. The record is from RefSeq and is a predicted model, not a curated record. Lineage: Eukaryota; Perkinsozoa; Perkinsida; Perkinsidae. The coding region runs from base 1 to 1149 and encodes 382 amino acids. Gene Ontology annotation, molecular function: aspartic-type endopeptidase activity. The transcript has a single exon.
AUGUCUCUUCCUCUGCCUAUGCCUAUGCGUCUGCUCGCCUUAGUUUAUGUAUUUGGCGUGUUGAAGGUCACCCGAGGAAAUACUCUCAAGCUCGAUGUGAGGCUCAAAGAUGUACGCGGAUUCGGCUUCGGAUUGUUUCAUACUCUGGUCGACAAGAAUGGCCAGAAGCUAGAUGUUCUCGUUGACACUGGAUCUGAUUCUUUUUUCCUUAUCUGGAAGCAUUGGCUCGAGAAAGACGGUAGAAUCCUCUGCAAGGACUGGCCCAUGGGGUGUUUCGAAUGUUCUCCGCCUUGCUCUGUGAGUAAGGUAACGAGAACUGUUACUUUCGGUGGAGGAAUGACGGUGAAGACGUUUCAGCAUAAAGCGGAGUUAACGGUGGGUCAUUUGCCGCAGAACCUCACUUUCGGACUGGUAUUCGAAUGGACUCCUCGCCCCGAUCUCGCACAUCCUCCGGUAAAUUUGAUGGGUCUUGGCUAUGAUAGAGGUUUUGUGAACUUCCCGUCCAUGAUGACGCAAUUGCGAUCAUCACGAACUGUAUCGACCGGUAUUAUUGCCCUCUACUUGUAUCCUCCCGCUGAUCCCAAGGAGGAAUCCGCUGAUGGAGGCCUACUCCUGGGUGGAGGCGAUCCUGGAUUAUAUGAGGGUGCAUUGAAGUAUAUCGACUUCUCUACACACGGACGUUACACGGUAAAUAUCGAUAAGCUACAAGUCGGUAAUGGACACAUAACUUCUAAUAUGAAUAUGAACGCACUACUCGACACCGGUUGCAUCGAGCUACUUGUCCCAGGACUAUACUACGACAAUCUCAUCAAGGAUAUUGAAGCCCAGACUGACAAGGCUGCAGGUGAGCAUGUCGACUUCGUGUACCAUCCAGAACGGAAGAGAUGGUAUUUUCCCUGCCGAUACAUGACCAAAUUGCCACCGUUGCAGUUUUACUUGGGCCCUCGAGGCACGACCUUAUUCUCGAUGAGAUACAUGCACUACGCUAAGAGAGUGCCCAAUAAAUCUGACGUUUGUCGUCUUCUUAUCCAGAAGAUUAUCAGGAACGAAUGGAUCUUUCCCGAUCGUAUACUGAUCGAUAACUAUUUCCAGUUCGACCCUACUCUCAAGCGAGUGGGAAUUGGCAAGUUGAAACCGCGAUCUCCGUAA